GCUCAAGACGUAUGCCAACUUCCCAGAAGCACCUCAGGAGGAGGCUUCUCUCAGCAAUAGGCUCAAGACGUAUGCCAACUUCCCAGAAGCACCUCAGGAGGAGGCUUCUCUCAGCAAUAGGCUCAAGACGUAUGCCAACUUCCCAGAAGCACCUCAGGAGGAGGCUUCUCUCAGCAAUAGGCUCAAGACGUAUGCCAACUUCCCAGAAGCACCUCAGGAGGAGGCUUCUCUCAGCAGUAGGCUCAAGACGUAUGCCAACUUCCCAGAAGCACCUCAGGAGGAGGCUUCUCUCAGCAAUAGGCUCAAGACGUAUGCCAACUUCCCAGAAGCACCUCAGGAGGAGGCUUCUCUCAGCAAUAGGCUCAAGACGUAUGCCAACUUCCCAGAAGCACCUCAGGAGGAGGCUUCUCUCAGCAGUAGGCUCAAGACGUAUGCCAACUUCCCAGAAGCACCUCAGGAGGAGGCUUCUCUCAGCAAUAGGCUCAAGACGUAUGCCAACUUCCCAGAAGCACCUCAGGAGGAGGCUUCUCUCAGCAAUAGGCUCAAGACGUAUGCCAACUUCCCAGAAGCACCUCAGGAGGAGGCUUCUCUCAGCAGUAGGCUCAAGACGUAUGCCAACUUCCCAGAAGCACCUCAGGAGGAGGCUUCUCUCAGCAAUAGGCUCAAGACGUAUGCCAACUUCCCAGAAGCACCUCAGGAGGAGGCUUCUCUCAGCAAUAGGCUCAAGACGUAUGCCAACUUCCCAGAAGCACCUCAGGAGGAGGCUUCUCUCAGCAAUAGGCUCAAGACGUAUGCCAACUUCCCAGAAGCACCUCAGGAGGAGGCUUCUCUCAGCAAUAGGCUCAAGACGUAUGCCAACUUCCCAGAAGCACCUCAGGAGGAGGCUUCUCUCAGCAAUAGGCUCAAGACGUAUGCCAACUUCCCAGAAGAACCUCAGGAGGAGGCUUCUUUCAGCAAUAGGCUCAAGACGUAUGCCAACUUCCCAGAAGCACCUCAGGAGGAGGCUUCUCUCAGCAAUAGGCUCAAGACGUAUGCCAACUUCCCAGAAGCACCUCAGGAGGAGGCUUCUCUCAGCAAUAGGCUCAAGACGUAUGCCAACUUCCCAGAAGCACCUCAGGAGGAGGCUUCUCUCAGCAAUAGGCUCAAGACGUAUGCCAACUUCCCAGAAGCACCUCAGGAGGAGGCUUCUCUCAGCAAUAGGCUCAAGACGUAUGCCAACUUCCCAGAAGCACCUCAGGAGGAGGCUUCUUUCAGCAAUAGGCUCAAGACGUAUGCCAGCUUCCCAGAAGCACCUCAGGAGGAGGCUUCUCUCAGCAAUAGGCUCAAGACGUAUGCCAACUUCCCAGAAGCACCUCAGGAGGAGGCUUCUCUCAGCAAUAGGCUCAAGACGUAUGCCAACUUCCCAGAAGCACCUCAGGAGGAGGCUUCUCUCAGCAAUAGGCUCAAGACGUAUGCCAACUUCCCAGAAGCACCUCAGGAGGAGGCUUCUCUCAGCAAUAGGCUCAAGACGUAUGCCAACUUCCCAGAAGCACCUCAGGAGGAGGCUUCUCUCAGCAAUAGGCUCAAGACGUAUGCCAACUUCCCAGAAGCACCUCAGGAGGAGGCUUCUCUCAGCAAUAGGCUCAAGACGUAUGCCAACUUCCCAGAAGCACCUCAGGAGGAGGCUUCUCUCAGCAAUAGGCUCAAGACGUAUGCCAACUUCCCAGAAGCACCUCAGGAGGAGGCUUCUCUCAGCAAUAGGCUCAAGACGUAUGCCAACUUCCCAGAAGCACCUCAGGAGGAGGCUUCUCUCAGCAAUAGGCUCAAGACGUAUGCCAACUUCCCAGAAGCACCUCAGGAGGAGGCUUCUCUCAGCAAUAGGCUCAAGACGUAUGCCAACUUCCCAGAAGCACCUCAGGAGGAGGCUUCUCUCAGCAAUAGGCUCAAGACGUAUGCCAACUUCCCAGAAGCACCUCAGGAGGAGGCUUCUCUCAGCAAUAGGCUCAAGACGUAUGCCAACUUCCCAGAAGCACCUCAGGAGGAGGCUUCUCUCAGCAAUAGGCUCAAGACGUAUGCCAACUUCCCAGAAGCACCUCAGGAGGAGGCUUCUCUCAGCAAUAGGCUCAAGACGUAUGCCAACUUCCCAGAAGCACCUCAGGAGGAGGCUUCUCUCAGCAAUAGGCUCAAGACGUAUGCCAACUUCCCAGAAGCACCUCAGGAGGAGGCUUCUCUCAGCAAUAGGCUCAAGACGUAUGCCAACUUCCCAGAAGCACCUCAGGAGGAGGCUUCUCUCAGCAAUAGGCUCAAGACGUAUGCCAACUUCCCAGAAGCACCUCAGGAGGAGGCUUCUCUCAGCAAUAGGCUCAAGACGUAUGCCAACUUCCCAGAAGCACCUCAGGAGGAGGCUUCUCUCAGCAAUAGGCUCAAGACGUAUGCCAACUUCCCAGAAGCACCUCAGGAGGAGGCUUCUCUCAGCAAUAGGCUCAAGACGUAUGCCAACUUCCCAGAAGCACCUCAGGAGGAGGCUUCUUUCAGCAAUAGGCUCAAGACGUAUGCCAACUUCCCAGAAGCACCUCAGGAGGAGGCUUCUCUCAGCAAUAGGCUCAAGACGUAUGCCAACUUCCCAGAAGCACCUCAGGAGGAGGCUUCUUUCAGCAAUAGGCUCAAGACGUAUGCCAACUUCCCAGAAGCACCUCAGGAGGAGGCUUCUCUCAGCAAUAGGCUCAAGACGUAUGCCAACUUCCCAGAAGCACCUCAGGAGGAGGCUUCUCUCAGCAAUAGGCUCAAGACGUAUGCCAACUUCCCAGAAGCACCUCAGGAGGAGGCUUCUUUCAGCAAUAGGCUCAAGACGUAUGCCAACUUCCCAGAAGCACCUCAGGAGGAGGCUUCUCUCAGCAAUAGGCUCAAGACGUAUGCCAACUUCCCAGAAGCACCUCAGGAGGAGGCUUCUCUCAGCAAUAGGCUCAAGACGUAUGCCAACUUCCCAGAAGCACCUCAGGAGGAGGCUUCUCUCAGCAAUAGGCUCAAGACGUAUGCCAACUUCCCAGAAGCACCUCAGGAGGAGGCUUCUCUCAGCAAUAGGCACAAGACGUAUGCCAACUUCCCAGAAGCACCUCAGGAGGAGGCUUCUCUCAGCAAUAGGCUCAAGACGUAUGCCAACUUCCCAGAAGCACCUCAGGAGGAGGCUUCUCUCAGCAAUAGGCUCAAGACGUAUGCCAACUUCCCAGAAGCACCUCAGGAGGAGGCUUCUCUCAGCAAUAGGCUCAAGACGUAUGCCAACUUCCCAGAAGCACCUCAGGAGGAGGCUUCUCUCAGCAAUAGGCUCAAGACGUAUGCCAACUACCCAGAAGCACCUCAGGAGGAGGCUUCUCUCAGCAAUAGGCUCAAGACGUAUGCCAACUUCCCAGAAGCACCUCAGGAGGAGGCUUCUCUCAGCAAUAGGCUCAAGACGUAUGCCAACUUCCCAGAAGCACCUCAGGAGGAGGCUUCUCUCAGCAAUAGGCUCAAGACGUAUGCCAACUUCCCAGAAGCACCUCAGGAGGAGGCUUCUCUCAGCAAUAGGCUCAAGACGUAUGCCAACUUCCCAGAAGCACCUCAGGAGGAGGCUUCUCUCAGCAAUAGGCUCAAGACGUAUGCCAACUUCCCAGAAGCACCUCAGGAGGAGGCUUCUCUCAGCAAUAGGCUCAAGACGUAUGCCAACUUCCCAGAAGCACCUCAGGAGGAGGCUUCUCUCAGCAAUAGGCUCAAGACGUAUGCCAACUUCCCAGAAGCACCUCAGGAGGAGGCUUCUCUCAGCAAUAGGCUCAAGACGUAUGCCAACUUCCCAGAAGCACCUCAGGAGGAGGCUUCUCUCAGCAAUAGGCUCAAGACGUAUGCCAACUUCCCAGAAGCACCUCAGGAGGAGGCUUCUCUCAGCAAUAGGCUCAAGACGUAUGCCAACUUCCCAGAAGCACCUCAGGAGGAGGCUUCUCUCAGCAAUAGGCUCAAGACGUAUGCCAACUUCCCAGAAGCACCUCAGGAGGAGGCUUCUUUCAGCAAUAGGCUCAAGACGUAUGCCAACUUCCCAGAAGCACCUCAGGAGGAGGCUUCUCUCAGCAAUAGGCUCAAGACGUAUGCCAACUUCCCAGAAGCACCUCAGGAGGAGGCUUCUCUCAGCAAUAGGCUCAAGACGUAUGCCAACUUCCCAGAAGCACCUCAGGAGGAGGCUUCUCUCAGCAACAGGCUCAAGACGUAUGCCAACUUCCCAGAAGCACCUCAGGAGGAGGCUUCUCUCAGCAAUAGGCUCAAGACGUAUGCCAACUUCCCAGAAGCACCUCAGGAGGAGGCUUCUCUCAGCAAUAGGCUCAAGACGUAUGCCAACUUCCCAGAAGCACCUCAGGAGGAGGCUUCUCUCAGCAAUAGGCUCAAGACGUAUGCCAACUUCCCAGAAGCACCUCAGGAGGAGGCUUCUCUCAGCAAUAGGCUCAAGACGUAUGCCAACUUCCCAGAAGCACCUCAGGAGGAGGCUUCUCUCAGCAAUAGGCUCAAGACGUAUGCCAACUUCCCAGAAGCACCUCAGGAGGAGGCUUCUCUCAGCAAUAGGCUCAAGACGUAUGCCAACUUCCCAGAAGCACCUCAGGAGGAGGCUUCUCUCAGCAAUAGGCUCAAGACGUAUGCCAACUUCCAAGAAGCACCUCAGGAGGAGGCUUCUCUCAGCAAUAGGCUCAAGACGUAUGCCAACUUCCCAGAAGCACCUCAGGAGGAGGCUUCUCUCAGCAAUAGGCUCAAGACGUAUGCCAACUUCCCAGAAGCACCUCAGGAGGAGGCUUCUCUCAGCAAUAGGCUCAAGACGUAUGCCAACUUCCCAGAAGCACCUCAGGAGGAGGCUUCUCUCAGCAAUAGGCGCAAGACGUAUGCCAACUUCCCAGAAGCACCUCAGGAGGAGGCUUCUCUCAGCAGUAGGCUCAAGACGUAUGCCAACUUCCCAGAAGCACCUCAGGAGGAGGCUUCUCUCAGCAAUAGGCUUAAGACGUAUGCCAACUUCCCAGAAGCACCUCAGGAGGAGGCUUCUCUCAGCAAUAGGCUCAAGACGUAUGCCAACUUCCCAGAAGCACCUCAGGAGGAGGCUUCUCUCAGCAAUAGGCUCAAGACGUAUGCCAACUUCCCAGAAGCACCUCAGGAGGAGGCUUCUCUCAGCAAUAGGCUCAAGACGUAUGCCAACUUCCCAGAAGCACCUCAGGAGGAGGCUUCUCUCAGCAAUAGGCUCAAGACGUAUGCCAACUUCCCAGAAGCACCUCAGGAGGAGGGUUCUCUCAGCAAUAGGCUCAAGACGUAUGCCAACUUCCCAGAAGCACCUCAGGAGGAGGCUUCUCUCAGCAAUAGGCUCAAGACGUAUGCCAACUUCCCAGAAGCACCUCAGGAGGAGGCUUCUCUCAGCAAUAGGCUCAAGACGUAUGCCAACUUCCCAGAAGCACCUCAGGAGGAGGCUUCUCUCAGCAAUAGGCUCAAGACGUAUGCCAACUUCCCAGAAGCACCUCAGGAGGAGGCUUCUCUCAGCAAUAGGCUCAAGACGUAUGCCAACUUCCCAGAAGCACCUCAGGAGGAGGCUUCUCUCAGCAAUAGGCUCAAGACGUAUGCCAACUUCCCAGAAGCACCUCAGGAGGAGGCUUCUCUCAGCAAUAGGCUCAAGACGUAUGCCAACUUCCCAGAAGCACCUCAGGAGGAGGCUUCUCUCAGCAAUAGGCUCAAGACGUAUGCCAACUUCCCAGAAGCACCUCAGGAGGAGGCUUCUCUCAGCAAUAGGCUCAAGACGUAUGCCAACUUCCCAGAAGCACCUCAGGAGGAGGCUUCUCUCAGCAAUAGGCUCAAGACGUAUGCCAACUUCCCAGAAGCACCUCAGGAGGAGGCUUCUCUCAGCAAUAGGCUCAAGACGUAUGCCAACUUCCCAGAAGCACCUCAGGAGGAGGCUUCUCUCAGCAAUAGGCUCAAGACGUAUGCCAACUUCCCAGAAGCACCUCAGGAGGAGGCUUCUCUCAGCAAUAGGCUCAAGACGUAUGCCAACUUCCCAGAAGCACCUCAGGAGGAGGCUUCUCUCAGCAAUAGGCUCAAGACGUAUGCCAACUUCCCAGAAGCACCUCAGGAGGAGGCUUCUCUCAGCAAUAGGCUCAAGACGUAUGCCAACUUCCCAGAAGCACCUCAGGAGGAGGCUUCUCUCAGCAAUAGGCUCAAGACGUAUGCCAACUUCCCAGAAGCACCUCAGGAGGAGGCUUCUCUCAGCAAUAGGCUCAAGACGUAUGCCAACUUCCCAGAAGCACCUCAGGAGGAGGCUUCUCUCAGCAAUAGGCUCAAGACGUAUGCCAACUUCCCAGAAGCACCUCAGGAGGAGGCUUCUCUCAGCAAUAGGCUCAAGACGUAUGCCAACUUCCCAGAAGCACCUCAGGAGGAGGCUUCUCUCAGCAAUAGGCUCAAGACGUAUGCCAACUUCCCAGAAGCACCUCAGGAGGAGGCUUCUCUCAGCAAUAGGCUCAAGACGUAUGCCAACUUCCCAGAAGCACCUCAGGAGGAGGCUUCUCUCAGCAAUAGGCUCAAGACGUAUGCCAACUUCCCAGAAGCACCUCAGGAGGAGGCUUCUCUCAGCAAUAGGCUCAAGACGUAUGCCAACUUCCCAGAAGCACCUCAGGAGGAGGCUUCUCUCAGCAAUAGGCUCAAGACGUAUGCCAACUUCCCAGAAGCACCUCAGGAGGAGGCUUCUCUCAGCAAUAGGCUCAAGACGUAUGCCAACUUCCCAGAAGCACCUCAGGAGGAGGCUUCUCUCAGCAAUAGGCUCAAGACGUAUGCCAACUUCCCAGAAGAACCUCAGGAGGAGGCUUCUCUCAGCAAUAGGCUCAAGACGUAUGCCAACUUCCCAGAAGCACCUCAGGAGGAGGCUUCUCUCAGCAAUAGGCUCAAGACGUAUGCCAACUUCCCAGAAGCACCUCAGGAGGAGGCUUCUCUCAGCAAUAGGCUCAAGACGUAUGCCAACUUCCCAGAAGCACCUCAGGAGGAGGCUUCUCUCAGCAAUAGGCUCAAGACGUAUGCCAACUUCCCAGAAGCACCUCAGGAGGAGGCUUCUCUCAGCAAUAGGCUCAAGACGUAUGCCAACUUCCCAGAAGCACCUCAGGAGGAGGCUUCUCUCAGCAAUAGGCUCAAGACGUAUGCCAACUUCCCAGAAGCACCUCAGGAGGAGGCUUCUCUCAGCAAUAGGCUCAAGACGUAUGCCAACUUCCCAGAAGCACCUCAGGAGGAGGCUUCUCUCAGCAAUAGGCUCAAGACGUAUGCCAACUUCCCAGAAGCACCUCAGGAGGAGGCUUCUCUCAGCAAUAGGCUCAAGACGUAUGCCAACUUCCCAGAAGCACCUCAGGAGGAGGCUUCUCUCAGCAAUAGGCUCAAGACUUAUGCCAACUUCCCAGAAGCACCUCAGGAGGAGGCUUCUCUCAGCAAUAGGCUCAAGACGUAUGCCAACUUCCCAGAAGCACCUCAGGAGGAGGCUUCUCUCAGCAGUAGGCUCAAGACGUAUGCCAACUUCCCAGAAGCACCUCAGGAGGAGGCUUCUCUCAGCAAUAGGCUCAAGACGUAUGCCAACUUCCCAGAAGCACCUCAGGAGGAGGCUUCUCUCAGCAAUAGGCUCAAGACGUAUGCCAACUUCCCAGAAGCACCUCAGGAGGAGGCUUCUCUCAGCAAUAGGCUCAAGACGUAUGCCAACUUCCCAGAAGCACCUCAGGAGGAGGCUUCUCUCAGCAAUAGGCUCAAGACGUAUGCCAACUUCCCAGAAGCACCUCAGGAGGAGGCUUCUCUCAGCAAUAGGCUCAAGACGUAUGCCAACUUCCCAGAAGCACCUCAGGAGGAGGCUUCUCUCAGCAAUAGGCUCAAGACGUAUGCCAACUUCCCAGAAGCACCUCAGGAGGAGGCUUCUCUCAGCAAUAGGCUCAAGACGUAUGCCAACUUCCCAGAAGCACCUCAGGAGGAGGCUUCUCUCAGCAAUAGGCUCAAGACGUAUGCCAACUUCCCAGAAGCACCUCAGGAGGAGGCUUCUCUCAGCAGUAGGCUCAAGACGUAUGCCAACUUCCCAGAAGCACCUCAGGAGGAGGCUUCUCUCAGCAAUAGGCUCAAGACGUAUGCCAACUUCCCAGAAGCACCUCAGGAGGAGGCUUCUCUCAGCAAUAGGCUCAAGACGUAUGCCAACUUCCCAGAAGCACCUCAGGAGGAGGCUUCUCUCAGCAAUAGGCUCAAGACGUAUGCCAACUUCCCAGAAGCACCUCAGGAGGAGGCUUCUCUCAGCAGUAGGCUCAAGACGUAUGCCAACUUCCCAGAAGCACCUCAGGAGGAGGCUUCUCUCAGCAAUAGGCUCAAGACGUAUGCCAACUUCCCAGAAGCACCUCAGGAGGAGGCUUCUCUCAGCAAUAGGCUCAAGACGUAUGCCAACUUCCCAGAAGCACCUCAGGAGGAGGCUUCUCUCAGCAAUAGGCUCAAGACGUAUGCCAACUUCCCAGAAGCACCUCAGGAGGAGGCUUCUCUCAGCAAUAGGCUCAAGACGUAUGCCAACUUCCCAGAAGCACCUCAGGAGGAGGCUUCUCUCAGCAAUAGGCUCAAGACGUAUGCCAACUUCCCAGAAGCACCUCAGGAGGAGGCUUCUCUCAGCAAUAGGCUCAAGACGUAUGCCAACUUCCCAGAAGCACCUCAGGAGGAGGCUUCUCUCAGCAAUAGGCUCAAGACGUAUGCCAACUUCCCAGAAGCACCUCAGGAGGAGGCUUCUCUCAGCAAUAGGCUCAAGACGUAUGCCAACUUCCCAGAAGCACCUCAGGAGGAGGCUUCUCUCAGCAGUAGGCUCAAGACGUAUGCCAACUUCCCAGAAGCACCUCAGGAGGAGGCUUCUCUCAGCAAUAGGCUCAAGACGUAUGCCAACUUCCCAGAAGCACCUCAGGAGGAGGCUUCUCUCAGCAAUAGGCUCAAGACGUAUGCCAACUUCCCAGAAGCACCUCAGGAGGAGGCUUCUCUCAGCAAUAGGCUCAAGACGUAUGCCAACUUCCCAGAAGCACCUCAGGAGGAGGCUUCUCUCAGCAAUAGGCUCAAGACGUAUGCCAACUUCCCAGAAGCACCUCAGGAGGAGGCUUCUCUCAGCAAUAGGCUCAAGACGUAUGCCAACUUCCCAGAAGCACCUCAGGAGGAGGCUUCUCUCAGCAAUAGGCUCAAGACGUAUGCCAACUUCCCAGAAGCACCUCAGGAGGAGGCUUCUCUCAGCAAUAGAUGCGAGCUGAUUCCCUGGCUUAGGCUCAAGACGUAUGCCAACUUCCCAGAAGCACCUCAGGAGGAGGCUUCUCUCAGCAAUAGGCUCAAGACGUAUGCCAACUUCCCAGAAGCACCUCAGGAGGAGGCUUCUCUCAGCAAUAGGCUCAAGACGUAUGCCAACUUCCCAGAAGCACCUCAGGAGGAGGCUUCUCUCAGCAGUAGGCUCAAGACGUAUGCCAACUUCCCAGAAGCACCUCAGGAGGAGGCUUCUCUCAGCAAUAGGCUCAAGACGUAUGCCAACUUCCCAGAAGCACCUCAGGAGGAGGCUUCUCUCAGCAAUAGGCUCAAGACGUAUGCCAACUUCCCAGAAGCACCUCAGGAGGAGGCUUCUCUCAGCAAUAGGCUCAAGACGUAUGCCAACUUCCCAGAAGCACCUCAGGAGGAGGCUUCUCUCAGCAAUAGGCUCAAGACGUAUGCCAACUUCCCAGAAGCACCUCAGGAGGAGGCUUCUCUCAGCAGUAGGCUCAAGAUGUAUGCCAACUUCCCAGAAGCACCUCAGGAGGAGGCUUCUCUCAGCAGUAGGCUCAAGACGUAUGCCAACUUCCCAGAAGCACCUCAGGAGGAGGCUUCUCUCAGCAGUAGGCUCAAGACGUAUGCCAACUUCCCAGAAGCACCUCAGGAGGAGGCUUCUCUCAGCAAUAGGCUCAAGACGUAUGCCAACUUCCCAGAAGCACCUCAGGAGGAGGCUUCUCUCAGCAGUAGGCUCAAGACGUAUGCCAACUUCCCAGAAGCACCUCAGGAGGAGGCUUCUCUCAGCAAUAGGCUCAAGACGUAUGCCAACUUCCCAGAAGCACCUCAGGAGGAGGCUUCUCUCAGCAAUAGGCUCAAGACGUAUGCCAACUUCCCAGAAGCACCUCAGGAGGAGGCUUCUCUCAGCAAUAGGCUCAAGACGUAUGCCAACUUCCCAGAAGCACCUCAGGAGGAGGCUUCUCUCAGCAAUAGGCUCAAGACGUAUGCCAACUUCCCAGAAGCACCUCAGGAGGAGGCUUCUCUCAGCAAUAGGCUCAAGACGUAUGCCAACUUCCCAGAAGCACCUCAGGAGGAGGCUUCUCUCAGCAAUAGGCUCAAGACGUAUGCCAACUUCCCAGAAGCACCUCAGGAGGAGGCUUCUCUCAGCAAUAGGCUCAAGACGUAUGCCAACUUCCCAGAAGCACCUCAGGAGGAGGCUUCUCUCAGCAAUAGGCUCAAGACGUAUGCCAACUUCCCAGAAGCACCUCAGGAGGAGGCUUCUCUCAGCAAUAGGCUCAAGACGUAUGCCAACUUCCCAGAAGCACCUCAGGAGGAGGCUUCUCUCAGCAAUAGGCUCAAGACGUAUGCCAACUUCCCAGAAGCACCUCAGGAGGAGGCUUCUCUCAGCAAUAGGCUCAAGACGUAUGCCAACUUCCCAGAAGCACCUCAGGAGGAGGCUUCUCUCAGCAGUAGGCUCAAGACGUAUGCCAACUUCCCAGAAGCACCUCAGGAGGAGGCUUCUCUCAGCAAUAGGCUCAAGACGUAUGCCAACUUCCCAGAAGCACCUCAGGAGGAGGCUUCUCUCAGCAAUAGGCUCAAGACGUAUGCCAACUUCCCAGAAGCACCUCAGGAGGAGGCUUCUCUCAGCAAUAGGCUCAAGACGUAUGCCAACUUCCCAGAAGCACCUCAGGAGGAGGCUUCUCUCAGCAAUAGGCUCAAGACGUAUGCCAACUUCCCAGAAGCACCUCAGGAGGAGACUUCUCUCAGCAAUAGGCUCAAGACGUAUGCCAACUUCCCAGAAGCACCUCAGGAGGAGGCUUCUCUCAGCAAUAGGCUCAAGACGUAUGCCAACUUCCCAGAAGCACCUCAGGAGGAGGCUUCUCUCAGCAAUAGGCUCAAGACGUAUGCCAACUUCCCAGAAGCACCUCAGGAGGAGGCUUCUCUCAGCAAUAGGCUCAAGACGUAUGCCAACUUCCCAGAAGCACCUCAGGAGGAGGCUUCUCUCAGCAAUAGGCUCAAGACGUAUGCCAACUUCCCAGAAGCACCUCAGGAGGAGGCUUCUCUCAGCAAUAGGCUCAAGACGUAUGCCAACUUCCCAGAAGCACCUCAGGAGGAGGCUUCUCUCAGCAAUAGGCUCAAGACGUAUGCCAACUUCCCAGAAGCACCUCAGGAGGAGGCUUCUCUCAGCAAUAGGCUCAAGACGUAUGCCAACUUCCCAGAAGCACCUCAGGAGGAGGCUUCUCUCAGCAAUAGGCUCAAGACGUAUGCCAACUUCCCAGAAGCACCUCAGGAGGAGGCUUCUCUCAGCAAUAGGCUCAAGACGUAUGCCAACUUCCCAGAAGCACCUCAGGAGGAGGCUUCUCUCAGCAAUAGGCUCAAGACGUAUGCCAACUUCCCAGAAGCACCUCAGGAGGAGGCUUCUCUCAGCAAUAGGCUCAAGACGUAUGCCAACUUCCCAGAAGCACCUCAGGAGGAGGCUUCUCUCAGCAGUAGGCUCAAGACGUAUGCCAACUUCCCAGAAGCACCUCAGGAGGAGGCUUCUCUCAGCAGUAGGCUCAAGACGUAUGCCAACUUCCCAGAAGCACCUCAGGAGGAGGCUUCUCUCAGCAAUAGGCUCAAGACGUAUGCCAACUUCCCAGAAGCACCUCAGGAGGAGGCUUCUCUCAGCAGUAGGCUCAAGACGUAUGCCAACUUCCCAGAAGCACCUCAGGAGGAGGCUUCUCUCAGCAAUAGGCUCAAGACGUAUGCCAACUUCCCAGAAGCACCUCAGGAGGAGGCUUCUCUCAGCAAUAGGCUCAAGACGUAUGCCAACUUCCCAGAAGCACCUCAGGAGGAGGCUUCUCUCAGCAAUAGGCUCAAGACGUAUGCCAACUUCCCAGAAGCACCUCAGGAGGAGGCUUCUCUCAGCAGUAGGCUCAAGACGUAUGCCAACUUCCCAGAAGCACCUCAGGAGGAGGCUUCUCUCAGCAAUAGGCUCAAGACGUAUGCCAACUUCCCAGAAGCACCUCAGGAGGAGGCUUCUCUCAGCAGUAGGCUCAAGACGUAUGCCAACUUCCCAGAAGCACCUCAGGAGGAGGCUUCUCUCAGCAAUAGGCUCAAGACGUAUGCCAACUUCCCAGAAGCACCUCAGGAGGAGGCUUCUCUCAGCAAUAGGCUCAAGACGUAUGCCAACUUCCCAGAAGCACCUCAGGAGGAGGCUUCUCUCAGCAGUAGAUGCGAGCUGAUUCCCUGGCUUAGGCUCAAGACGUAUGCCAACUUCCCAGAAGCACCUCAGGAGGAGGCUUCUCUCAGCAAUAGGCUCAAGACGUAUGCCAACUUCCCAGAAGCACCUCAGGAGGAGGCUUCUCUCAGCAGUAGGCUCAAGACGUAUGCCAACUUCCCAGAAGCACCUCAGGAGGAGGCUUCUCUCAGCAGUAGAUGCGAGCUGAUUCCCUGGCUUAGGCUCAAGACGUAUGCCAACUUCCCAGAAGCACCUCAGGAGGAGGCUUCUCUCAGCAAUAGGCUCAAGACGUAUGCCAACUUCCCAGAAGCACCUCAGGAGGAGGCUUCUCUCAGCAGUAGGCUCAAGACGUAUGCCAACUUCCCAGAAGCACCUCAGGAGGAGGCUUCUCUCAGCAAUAGAUGCGAGCUGAUUCCCUGGCUUAGGCUCAAGACGUAUGCCAACUUCCCAGAAGCACCUCAGGAGGAGGCUUCUCUCAGCAAUAGGCUCAAGACGUAUGCCAACUUCCCAGAAGCACCUCAGGAGGAGGCUUCUCUCAGCAGUAGAUGCGAGCUGAUUCCCUGGCUUAGGCUCAAGACGUAUGCCAACUUCCCAGAAGCACCUCAGGAGGAGGCUUCUCUCAGCAAUAGGCUCAAGACGUAUGCCAACUUCCCAGAAGCACCUCAGGAGGAGGCUUCUCUCAGCAGUAGGCUCAAGACGUAUGCCAACUUCCCAGAAGCACCUCAGGAGGAGGCUUCUCUCAGCAAUAGGCUCAAGACGUAUGCCAACUUCCCAGAAGCACCUCAGGAGGAGGCUUCUCUCAGCAAUAGGCUCAAGACGUAUGCCAACUUCCCAGAAGCACCUCAGGAGGAGGCUUCUCUCAGCAAUAGGCUCAAGACGUAUGCCAACUUCCCAGAAGCACCUCAGGAGGAGGCUUCUCUCAGCAGUAGAUGCGAGCUGAUUCCCUGGCUUAGGCUCAAGACGUAUGCCAACUUCCCAGAAGCACCUCAGGAGGAGGCUUCUCUCAGCAAUAGGCUCAAGACGUAUGCCAACUUCCCAGAAGCACCUCAGGAGGAGGCUUCUCUCAGCAGUAGGCUCAAGACGUAUGCCAACUUCCCAGAAGCACCUCAGGAGGAGGCUUCUCUCAGCAAUAGGCUCAAGACGUAUGCCAACUUCCCAGAAGCACCUCAGGAGGAGGCUUCUCUCAGCAAUAGGCUCAAGACGUAUGCCAACUUCCCAGAAGCACCUCAGGAGGAGGCUUCUCUCAGCAGUAGGCUCAAGACGUAUGCCAACUUCCCAGAAGCACCUCAGGAGGAGGCUUCUCUCAGCAAUAGGCUCAAGACGUAUGCCAACUUCCCAGAAGCACCUCAGGAGGAGGCUUCUCUCAGCAGUAGGCUCAAGACGUAUGCCAACUUCCCAGAAGCACCUCAGGAGGAGGCUUCUCUCAGCAAUAGGCUCAAGACGUAUGCCAACUUCCCAGAAGCACCUCAGGAGGAGGCUUCUCUCAGCAGUAGGCUCAAGACGUAUGCCAACUUCCCAGAAGCACCUCAGGAGGAGGCUUCUCUCAGCAAUAGGCUCAAGACGUAUGCCAACUUCCCAGAAGCACCUCAGGAGGAGGCUUCUCUCAGCAGUAGGCUCAAGACGUAUGCCAACUUCCCAGAAGCACCUCAGGAGGAGGCUUCUCUCAGCAAUAGGCUCAAGACGUAUGCCAACUUCCCAGAAGCACCUCAGGAGGAGGCUUCUCUCAGCAGUAGGCUCAAGACGUAUGCCAACUUCCCAGAAGCACCUCAGGAGGAGGCUUCUCUCAGCAGUAGGCUCAAGACGUAUGCCAACUUCCCAGAAGCACCUCAGGAGGAGGCUUCUCUCAGCAAUAGGCUCAAGACGUAUGCCAACUUCCCAGAAGCACCUCAGGAGGAGGCUUCUCUCAGCAAUAGGCUCAAGACGUAUGCCAACUUCCCAGAAGCACCUCAGGAGGAGGCUUCUCUCAGCAAUAGGCUCAAGACGUAUGCCAACUUCCCAGAAGCACCUCAGGAGGAGGCUUCUCUCAGCAAUAGGCUCAAGACGUAUGCCAACUUCCCAGAAGCACCUCAGGAGGAGGCUUCUCUCAGCAAUAGGCUCAAGACGUAUGCCAACUUCCCAGAAGCACCUCAGGAGGAGGCUUCUCUCAGCAAUAGGCUCAAGACGUAUGCCAACUUCCCAGAAGCACCUCAGGAGGAGGCUUCUCUCAGCAAUAGGCUCAAGACGUAUGCCAACUUCCCAGAAGCACCUCAGGAGGAGGCUUCUCUCAGCAAUAGGCUCAAGACGUAUGCCAACUUCCCAGAAGCACCUCAGGAGGAGGCUUCUCUCAGCAAUAGGCUCAAGACAUAUGCCAACUUCCCAGAAGCACCUCAGGAGGAGGCUUCUCUCAGCAAUAGGCUCAAGACGUAUGCCAACUUCCCAGAAGCACCUGAGGAGGAGGCUUCUCUCAGCAAUAGGCUCAAGACGUAUGCCAACUUCCCAGAAGCACCUCAGGAGGAGGCUUCUCUCAGCAAUAGGCUCAAGACCUAUGCCAACUUCCCAGAAGCACCUCAGGAGGAGGCUUCUCUCAGCAAUAGGCUCAAGACGUAUGCCAACUUCCCAGAAGCACCUCAGGAGGAGGCUUCUCUCAGCAAUAGGCUCAAGACCUAUGCCAACUUCCCAGAAGCACCUCAGGAGGAGGCUUCUCUCAGCAAUAGGCUCAAGACGUAUGCCAACUUCCCAGAAGCACCUCAGGAGGAGGCUUCUCUCAGCAAUAGGCUCAAGACGUAUGCCAACUUCCCAGAAGCACCUCAGGAGGAGGCUUCUCUCAGCAAUAGGCUCAAGACGUAUGCCAACUUCCCAGAAGCACCUCAGGAGGAGGCUUCUCUCAGCAAUAGGCUCAAGACGUAUGCCAACUUCCCAGAAGCACCUCAGGAGGAGGCUUCUCUCAGCAAUAGGCUCAAGACGUAUGCCAACUUCCCAGAAGCACCUCAGGAGGAGGCUUCUCUCAGCAAUAGGCUCAAGACGUAUGCCAACUUCCCAGAAGCACCUCAGGAGGAGGCUUCUCUCAGCAAUAGGCUCAAGACGUAUGCCAACUUCCCAGAAGCACCUCAGGAGGAGGCUUCUCUCAGCAAUAGGCUCAAGACGUAUGCCAACUUCCCAGAAGCACCUCAGGAGGAGGCUUCUCUCAGCAAUAGGCUCAAGACGUAUGCCAACUUCCCAGAAGCACCUCAGGAGGAGGCUUCUCUCAGCAAUAGGCUCAAGACGUAUGCCAACUUCCCAGAAGCACCUCAGGAGGAGGCUUCUCUCAGCAAUAGGCUCAAGACGUAUGCCAACUUCCCAGAAGCACCUCAGGAGGAGGCUUCUCUCAGCAAUAGGCUCAAGACGUUUGCCAACUUCCCAGAAGCACCUCAGGAGGAGGCUUCUCUCAGCAAUAGGCUCAAGACGUAUGCAAACUUCCCAGAAGCACCUCAGGAGGAGGCUUCUCUCAGCAAUAGGCUCAAGACGUAUGCCAACUUCCCAGAAGCACCUCAGGAGGAGGCUUCUCUCAGCAAUAGGCUCAAGACGUAUGCCAACUUCCCAGAAGCACCUCAGGAGGAGGCUUCUCUCAGCAAUAGGCUCAAGACGUAUGCCAACUUCCCAGAAGCACCUCAGGAGGAGGCUUCUCUCAGCAAUAGGCUCAAGACGUAUGCCAUCUUCCCAGAAGCACCUCAGGAGGAGGCUUCUCUCAGCAAUAGGCUCAAGACGUAUGCCAACUUCCCAGAAGCACCUCAGGAGGAGGCUUCUCUCAGCAAUAGGCUCAAGACGUAUGCCAACUUCCCAGAAGCACCUCAGGAGGAGGCUUCUCUCAGCAGUAGGCUCAAGACGUAUGCAAACUUCCCAGAAGCACCUCAGGAGGAGGCUUCUCUCAGCAAUAGGCUCAAGACGUAUGCCAACUUCCCAGAAGCACCUCAGGAGGAGGCUUCUCUCAGCAAUAGGCUCAAGACGUAUGCCAACUUCCCAGAAGCACCUCAGGAGGAGGCUUCUCUCAGCAAUAGGCUCAAGACGUAUGCCAACUUCCCAGAAGCACCUCAGGAGGAGGCUUCUCUCAGCAAUAGGCUCAAGACGUAUGCCAUCUUCCCAGAAGCACCUCAGGAGGAGGCUUCUCUCAGCAAUAGGCUCAAGACGUAUGCCAACUUCCCAGAAGCACCUCAGGAGGAGGCUUCUCUCAGCAGUAGGCUCAAGACGUAUGCCAACUUCCCAGAAGCACCUCAGGAGGAGGCUUCUCUCAGCAAUAGGCUCAAGACGUAUGCCAACUUCCCAGAAGCACCUCAGGAGGAGGCUUCUCUCAGCAAUAGGCUCAAGACAUAUGCCAACUUCCCAGAAGCACCUCAGGAGGAGGCUUCUCUCAGCAAUAGGCUCAAGACGUAUGCCAACUUCCCAGAAGCACCUCAGGAGGAGGCUUCUCUCAGCAAUAGGCUCAAGACGUAUGCCAAAUUCCCAGAAGCACCUCAGGAGGAGGCUUCUCUCAGCAAUAGGCUCAAGACGUAUGCCAACUUCCCAGAAGCACCUCAGGAGGAGGCUUCUCUCAGCAAUAGGCUCAAGACGUAUGCCAAAUUCCCAGAAGCACCUCAGGAGGAGGCUUCUCUCAGCAAUAGGCUCAAGACGUAUGCCAACUUCCCAGAAGCACCUCAGGAGGAGGCUUCUCUCAGCAAUAGGCUCAAGACGUAUGCCAAAUUCCCAGAAGCACCUCAGGAGGAGGCUUCUCUCAGCAAUAGGCUCAAGACGUAUGCCAACUUCCCAGAAGCACCUCAGGAGGAGGCUUCUCUCAGCAAUAGGCUCAAGACGUAUGCCAACUUCCCAGAAGCACCUCAGGAGGAGGCUUCUCUCAGCAAUAGGCUCAAGACGUAUGCCAACUUCCCAGAAGCACCUCAGGAGGAGGCUUCUCUCAGCAAUAGGCUCAAGACGUAUGCCAACUUCCCAGAAGCACCUCAGGAGGAGGCUUCUCUCAGCAAUAGGCUCAAGACGUAUGCCAACUUCCCAGAAGCACCUCAGGAGGAGGCUUCUCUCAGCAAUAGGCUCAAGACGUAUGCCAACUUCCCAGAAGCACCUCAGGAGGAGGCUUCUCUCAGCAAUAGGCUCAAGACGUAUGCCAACUUCCCAGAAGCACCUCAGGAGGAGGCUUCUCUCAGCAAUAGGCUCAAGACGUAUGCCAACUUCCCAGAAGCACCUCAGGAGGAGGCUUCUCUCAGCAAUAGGCUCAAGACGUAUGCCAACUUCCCAGAAGCACCUCAGGAGGAGGCUUCUCUCAGCAAUAGGCUCAAGACGUAUGCCAACUUCCCAGAAGCACCUCAGGAGGAGGCUUCUCUCAGCAAUAGGCUCAAGACGUAUGCCAACUUCCCAGAAGCACCUCAGGAGGAGGCUUCUCUCAGCAAUAGGCUCAAAACGUAUGCCAAAUUCCCAGAAGCACCUCAGGAGGAGGCUACUCUCAGCAAUAGGCUCAAGACGUAUGCCAACUUCCCAGAAGCACCUCAGGAGGAGGCUUCUCUCAGCAAUAGGCUCAAGACGUAUGCCAACUUCCCAGAAGCACCUCAGGAGGAGGCUUCUCUCAGCAAUAGGCUCAAGACGUAUGCCAACUUCCCAGAAGCACCUCAGGAGGAGGCUUCUCUCAGCAAUAGGCUCAAGACGUAUGCCAACUUCCCAGAAGCACCUCAGGAGGAGGCUUCUCUCAGCAAUAGGCUCAAGACGUAUGCCAACUUCCCAGAAGCACCUCAGGAGGAGGCUUCUCUCAGCAAUAGGCUCAAGACGUAUGCCAACUUCCCAGAAGCACCUCAGGAGGAGGCUUCUCUCAGCAAUAGGCUCAAGACGUAUGCCAACUUCCCAGAAGCACCUCAGGAGGAGGCUUCUCUCAGCAAUAGGCUCAAGACGUAUGCCAACUUCCCAGAAGCACCUCAGGAGGAGGCUUCUCUCAGCAAUAGGCUCAAGACGUAUGCCAACUUCCCAGAAGCACCUCAGGAGGAGGCUUCUCUCAGCAAUAGGCUCAAGACGUAUGCCAAAUUCCCAGAAGCACCUCAGGAGGAGGCUUCUCUCAGCAAUAGGCUCAAGACGUAUGCCAACUUCCCAGAAGCACCUCAGGAGGAGGCUUCUCUCAGCAAUAGGCUCAAGACGUAUGCCAACUUCCCAGAAGCACCUCAGGAGGAGGCUUCUCUCAGCAAUAGGCUCAAGACGUAUGCCAAAUUCCCAGAAGCACCUCAGGAGGAGGCUUCUCUCAGCAAUAGGCUCAAGACGUAUGCCAACUUCCCAGAAGCACCUCAGGAGGAGGCUUCUCUCAGCAAUAGGCUCAAGACGUAUGCCAACUUCCCAGAAGCACCUCAGGAGGAGGCUUCUCUCAGCAAUAGGCUCAAGACGUAUGCCAAAUUCCCAGAAGCACCUCAGGAGGAGGCUUCUCUCAGCAAUAGGCUCAAGACGUAUGCCAACUUCCCAGAAGCACCUCAGGAGGAGGCUUCUCUCAGCAAUAGGCUCAAGACGUAUGCCAACUUCCAAGAAGCACCUCAGGAGGAGGCUUCUCUCAGCAAUAGGCUCAAGACGUAUGCCAACUUCCCAGAAGCACCUCAGGAGGAGGCUUCUCUCAGCAAUAGGCUCAAGACGUAUGCCAACUUCCCAGAAGCACCUCAGGAGGAGGCUUCUCUCAGCAAUAGGCUCAAGACGUAUGCCAACUUCCCAGAAGCACCUCAGGAGGAGGCUUCUCUCAGCAAUAGGCUCAAGACGUAUGCCAACUUCCCAGAAGCACCUCAGGAGGAGGCUUCUCUCAGCAAUAGGCUCAAGACGUAUGCCAACUUCCCAGAAGCACCUCAGGAGGAGGCUUCUCUCAGCAAUAGGCUCAAGAGGUAUGCCAACUUCCCAGAAGCACCUCAGGAGGAGGCUUCUCUCAGCAAUAGGCUCAAGACGUAUGCCAACUUCCCAGAAGCACCUCAGGAGGAGGCUUCUCUCAGCAAUAGGCUCAAGACGUAUGCCAACUUCCCAGAAGCACCUCAGGAGGAGGCUUCUCUCAGCAAUAGGCUCAAGACGUAUGCCAACUUCCCAGAAGCACCUCAGGAGGAGGCUUCUCUCAGCAAUAGGCUCAAGACGUAUGCCAAAUUCCCAGAAGCACCUCAGGAGGAGGCUUCUCUCAGCAAUAGGCUCAAGACGUAUGCCAACUUCCCAGAAGCACCUCAGGAGGAGGCUUCUCUCAGCAAUAGGCUCAAGACGUAUGCCAACUUCCCAGAAGCACCUCAGGAGGAGGCUUCUCUCCGCAAUACGCUCAAGACGUAUGCCAACUUCCCAGAAGCACCUCAGGAGGAGGCUUCUCUCAGCAAUAGGCUCAAGACGUAUGCCAACUUCCCAGAAGCACCUCAGGAGGAGGCUUCUCUCCGCAAUACGCUCAAGACGUAUGCCAACUUCCCAGAAGCACCUCAGGAGGAGGCUUCUCUCAGCAAUAGGCUCAAGACGUAUGCCAACUUCCCAGAAGCACCUCAGGAGGAGGCUUCUCUCAGCAAUAGGCUCAAGACGUAUGCCAACUUCCCAGAAGCAACUCAGGAGGAGGCUUCUCUCAGCAAUAGGCUCAAGACGUAUGCCAACUUCCCAGAAGCACCUCAGGAGGAGGCUUCUCUCAGCAAUAGGCUCAAGACGUAUGCCAACUUCCCAGAAGCACCUCAGGAGGAGGCUUCUCUCAGCAAUAGGCUCAAGACGUAUGCCAACUUCCCAGAAGCACCUCAGGAGGAGGCUUCUCUCAGCAAUAGGUUCAAGACGUAUGCCAACUUCCGAGAAGCACCUCAGGAGGAGGCUUCUCUCAGCAAUAGGCUCAAGACGUAUGCCAACUUCCCAGAAGCACCUCAGGAGGAGGCUUCUCUCAGCAAUAGGCUCAAGACGUAUGCCAACUUCCCAGAAGCACCUCAGGAGGAGGCUUCUCUCAGCAAUAGGCUCAAGACGUAUGCCAACUUCCCAGAAGCACCUCAGGAGGAGGCUUCUCACCGCAAUACGCUCAAGACGUAUGCCAAAUUCCCAGAAGCACCUCAGGAGGAGCCUUCUCUCAGCAAUAGGCUCAAGACGUAUGCCAACUUCCCAGAAGCACCUCAGGAGGAGGCUUCUCUCAGCAAUAGGCUCAAGACGUAUGCCAACUUCCCAGAAGCACCUCAGGAGGAGGCUUCUCUCAGCAAUAGGCUCAAGACGUAUGCCAACUUCCCAGAAGCACCUCAGGAGGAGGCUUCUCACCGCAAUACGCUCAAGACGUAUGCCAAAUUCCCAGAAGCACCUCAGGAGGAGCCUUCUCUCAGCAAUAGGCUCAAGACGUAUGCCAACUUCCCAGAAGCACCUCAGGAGGAGGCUUCUCUCAGCAAUAGGCUCAAGACGUAUGCCAAAUUCCCAGAAGCACCUCAGGAGGAGGCUUCUCUCAGCAAUAGGCUCAAGACGUAUGCCAACUUCCCAGAAGCACCUCAGGAGGAGGCUUCUCUCAGCAAUAGGCUCAAGACGUAUGCCAACUUCCCAGAAGCACCUCAGGAGGAGGCUUCUCUCAGCAAUAGGCUCAAGACGUAUGCCAAAUUCCCAGAAGCACCUCAGGAGGAGGCUUCUCUCAGCAAUAGGCUCAAGACGUAUGCCAACUUCCCAGAAGCACCUCAGGAGGAGGCUUCUCUCAGCAAUAGGCUCAAGACGUAUGCCAACUUCCCAGAAGCACCUCAGGAGGAGGCUUCUCUCAGCAAUAGGCUCAAGACGUAUGCCAACUUCCCAGAAGCACCUCAGGAGGAGGCUUCUCUCAGCAAUAGGCUCAAGACGUAUGCCAACUUCCCAGAAGCACCUCAGGAGGAGGCUUCUCUCCGCAAUACGCUCAAGACGUAUGCCAAAUUCCCAGAAGCACCUCAGGAGGAGCCUUCUCUCAGCAAUAGGCUCAAGACGUAUGCCAACUUCCCAGAAGCACCUCAGGAGGAGGCUUCUCUCAGCAAUAGGCUCAAGACGUAUGCCAACUUCCCAGAAGCACCUCAGGAGGAGGCUUCUCUCAGCAAUAGGCUCAAGACGUAUGCCAACUUCCCAGAAGCACCUCAGGAGGAGGCUUCUCUCAGCAAUAGGCUCAAGACGUAUGCCAACUUCCCAGAAGCACCUCAGGAGGAGGCUUCUCUCCGCAAUACGCUCAAGACGUAUGCCAAAUUCCCAGAAGCACCUCAGGAGGAGGCUUCUCUCAGCAAUAGGCUCAAGACGUAUGCCAACUUCCCAGAAGCACCUCAGGAGGAGGCUUCUCUCAGCAAUAGGCUCAAGACGUAUGCCAACUUCCCAGAAGCACCUCAGGAGGAGGCUUCUCUCAGCAAUAGGCUCAAGACGUAUGCCAACUUCCCAGAAGCACCUCAGGAGGAGGCUUCUCUCAGCAAUAGGCUCAAGACGUAUGCCAACUUCCCAGAAGCACCUCAGGAGGAGGCUUCUCUCAGCAAUAGGCUCAAGACGUAUGCCAACUUCCCAGAAGCACCUCAGGAGGAGGCUUCUCUCCGCAAUACGCUCAAGACGUAUGCCAAAUUCCCAGAAGCACCUCAGGAGGAGCCUUCUCUCAGCAAUAGGCUCAAGACGUAUGCCAACUUCCCAGAAGCACCUCAGGAGGAGGCUUCUCUCAGCAAUAGGCUCAAGACGUAUGCCAACUUCCCAGAAGCACCUCAGGAGGAGGCUUCUCUCAGCAAUAGGCUCAAGACGUAUGCCAACUUCCCAGAAGCACCUCAGGAGGAGGCUUCUCUCCGCAAUACGCUCAAGACGUAUGCCAACUUCCCAGAAGCACCUCAGGAGGAGGCUUCUCUCAGCAAUAGGCUCAAGACGUAUGCCAACUUCCCAGAAGCACCUCAGGAGGAGGCUUCUCUCAGCAAUAGGCUCAAGACGUAUGCCAACUUCCCAGAAGCACCUCAGGAGGAGGCUUCUCUCAGCAAUAGGCUCAAGACGUAUGCCAACUUCCCAGAAGCACCUCAGGAGGAGGCUUCUCUCAGCAAUAGGCUCAAGACGUAUGCCAACUUCCCAGAAGCACCUCAGGAGGAGGCUUCUCUCAGCAAUAGGCUCAAGACGUAUGCCAACUUCCCAGAAGCACCUCAGGAGGAGGCUUCUCUCAGCAAUAGGCUCAAGACGUAUGCCAACUUCCCAGAAGCACCUCAGGAGGAGGCUUCUCUCAGCAAUAGGCUCAAGACGUAUGCCAACUUCCCAGAAGCACCUCAGGAGGAGGCUUCUCUCAGCAAUAGGCUCAAGACGUAUGCCAACUUCCCAGAAGCACCUCAGGAGGAGGCUUCUCUCCGCAAUACGCUCAAGACGUAUGCCAACUUCCCAGAAGCACCUCAGGAGGAGGCUUCUCUCAGCAAUAGGCUCAAGACGUAUGCCAACUUCCCAGAAGCACCUCAGGAGGAGGCUUCUCUCAGCAAUAGGCUCAAGACGUAUGCCAACUUCCCAGAAGCACCUCAGGAGGAGGCUUCUCUCAGCAAUAGGCUCAAGACGUAUGCCAACUUCCCAGAAGCACCUCAGGAGGAGGCUUCUCUCAGCAAUAGGCUCAAGACGUAUGCCAACUUCCCAGAAGCACCUCAGGAGGAGGCUUCUCUCAGCAAUAGGCUCAAGACGUAUGCCAACUUCCCAGAAGCACCUCAGGAGGAGGCUUCUCUCCGCAAUACGCUCAAGACGUAUGCCAACUUCCCAGAAGCACCUCAGGAGGAGGCUUCUCUCAGCAAUAGGCUCAAGACGUAUGCCAACUUCCCAGAAGCACCUCAGGAGGAGGCUUCUCUCAGCAAUAGGCUCAAGACGUAUGCCAACUUCCCAGAAGCACCUCAGGAGGAGGCUUCUCUCAGCAAUAGGCUCAAGACGUAUGCCAACUUCCCAGAAGCACCUCAGGAGGAGGCUUCUCUCAGCAAUAGGCUCAAGACGUAUGCCAACUUCCCAGAAGCACCUCAGGAGGAGGCUUCUCUCAGCAAUAGGCUCAAGACGUAUGCCAACUUCCCAGAAGCACCUCAGGAGGAGGCUUCUCUCAGCAAUAGGCUCAAGACGUAUGCCAACUUCCCAGAAGCACCUCAGGAGGAGGCUUCUCUCAGCAAUAGGCUCAAGACGUAUGCCAACUUCCCAGAAGCACCUCAGGAGGAGGCUUCUCUCAGCAAUAGGCUCAAGACGUAUGCCAACUUCCCAGAAGCACCUCAGGAGGAGGCUUCUCUCAGCAAUAGGCUCAAGACGUAUGCCAACUUCCCAGAAGCACCUCAGGAGGAGGCUUCUCUCAGCAAUAGGCUCAAGACGUAUGCCAACUUCCCAGAAGCACCUCAGGAGGAGGCUUCUCUCAGCAAUAGGUUCAAGACGUAUGCCAACUUCCCAGAAGCACCUCAGGAGGAGGCUUCUCUCAGCAAUAGGCUCAAGACGUAUGCCAACUUCCCAGAAGCACCUCAGGAGGAGGCUUCUCUCAGCAAUAGGCUCAAGACGUAUGCCAAAUUCCCAGAAGCACCUCAGGAGGAGGCUUCUCUCAGCAAUAGGCUCAAGACGUAUGCCAACUUCCCAGAAGCACCUCAGGAGGAGGCUUCUCUCAGCAAUAGGCUCAAGACGUAUGCCAACUUCCCAGAAGCACCUCAGGAGGAGGCUUCUCUCAGCAAUAGGCUCAAGACGUAUGCCAACUUCCCAGAAGCACCUCAGGAGGAGGCUUCUCUCAGCAAUAGGCUCAAGACGUAUGCCAACUUCCCAGAAGCACCUCAGGAGGAGGCUUCUCUCAGCAAUAGGCUCAAGACGUAUGCCAACUUCCCAGAAGCACCUCAGGAGGAGGCUUCUCUCAGCAAUAGGCUCAAGACGUAUGCCAACUUCCCAGAAGCACCUCAGGAGGAGGCUUCUCUCAGCAAUAGGCUCAAGACGUAUGCCAACUUCCCAGAAGCACCUCAGGAGGAGGCUUCUCUCAGCAAUAGGCUCAAGACAUAUGCCAACUUCCCGGAAGCACCUCAGGAGGAGGCUUCUCUCAGCAAUAGGCUCAAGACGUAUGCCAACUUCCCAGAAGCACCUCAGGAGGAGGCUUCUCUCAGCAAUAGGCUCAAGACAUAUGCCAACUUCCCGGAAGCACCUCAGGAGGAGGCUUCUCUCAGCAAUAGGCUCAAGACGUAUGCCAACUUCCCAGAAGCACCUCAGGAGGAGGCUUCUCUCAGCAAUAGGCUCAAGACGUAUGCCAACUUCCCAGAAGCACCUCAGGAGGAGGCUUCUCUCAGCAAUAGGCUCAAGACAUAUGCCAACUUCCCGGAAGCACCUCAGGAGGAGGCUUCUCUCAGCAAUAGGCUCAAGACGUAUGCCAACUUCCAAGAAGCACCUCAGGAGGAGGCUUCUCUCAGCAAUAGGCUCAAGACAUAUGCCAACUUCCCGGAAGCACCUCAGGAGGAGGCUUCUCUCAGCAAUAGGCUCAAGACGUAUGCCAACUUCCCAGAAGCACCUCAGGAGGAGGCUUCUCUCAGCAAUAGGCUCAAGACGUAUGCCAAAUUCCCAGAAGCACCUCAGGAGGAGGCUUCUCUCAGCAAUAGGCUCAAGACGUAUGCCAACUUCCCAGAAGCACCUCAGGAGGAGGCUUCUCUCAGCAAUAGGCUCAAGACGUAUGCCAACUUCCCAGAAGCACCUCAGGAGGAGGCUUCUCUCAGCAAUAGGCUCAAGACGUAUGCCAACUUCCCAGAAGCACCUCAGGAGGAGGCUUCUCUCAGCAAUAGGCUCAAGACGUAUGCCAACUUCCCAGAAGCACCUCAGGAGGAGGCUUCUCUCAGCAAUAGGCUCAAGACGUAUGCCAACUUCCCAGAAGCACCUCAGGAGGAGGCUUCUCUCAGCAAUAGGCUCAAGACGUAUGCCAACUUCCCAGAAGCACCUCAGGAGGAGGCUUCUCUCAGCAAUAGGCUCAAGACGUAUGCCAACUUCCCAGAAGCACCUCAGGAGGAGGCUUCUCUCAGCAAUAGGCUCAAGACGUAUGCCAACUUCCCAGAAGCACCUCAGGAGGAGGCUUCUCUCAGCAAUAGGCUCAAGACGUAUGCCAACUUCCCAGAAGCACCUCAGGAGGAGGCUUCUCUCAGCAAUAGGCUCAAGACGUAUGCCAACUUCCCAGAAGCACCUCAGGAGGAGGCUUCUCUCAGCAAUAGGCUCAAGACGUAUGCCAACUUCCCAGAAGCACCUCAGGAGGAGGCUUCUCUCAGCAAUAGGCUCAAGACGUAUGCCCACUUCCCAGAAGCACCUCAGGAGGAGGCUUCUCUCAGCAAUAGGCUCAAGACGUAUGCCAACUUCCCAGAAGCACCUCAGGAGGAGGCUUCUCUCAGCAAUAGGCUCAAGACGUAUGCCAACUUCCCAGAAGCACCUCAGGAGGAGGCUUCUCUCAGCAAUAGGCUCAAGACGUAUGCCAACUUCCCAGAAGCACCUCAGGAGGAGGCUUCUCUCAGCAAUAGGCUCAAGACGUAUGCCAACUUCCCAGAAGCACCUCAGGAGGAGGCUUCUCUCAGCAAUAGGCUCAAGACGUAUGCCAACUUCCCAGAAGCACCUCAGGAGGAGGCUUCUCUCAGCAAUAGGCUCAAGACGUAUGCCAACUUCCCAGAAGCACCUCAGGAGGAGGCUUCUCUCAGCAAUAGGCUCAAGACGUAUGCCAACUUCCCAGAAGCACCUCAGGAGGAGGCUUCUCUCAGCAAUAGGCUCAAGACGUAUGCCAACUUCCCAGAAGCACCUCAGGAGGAGGCUUCUCUCAGCAAUAGGCUCAAGACGUAUGCCAACUUCCCAGAAGCACCUCAGGAGGAGGAUUCUCUCAGCAAUAGGCUCAAGACGUAUGCCAACUUCCCAGAAGCACCUCAGGAGGAGGCUUCUCUCAGCAAUAGGCUCAAGACGUAUGCCAACUUCCCAGAAGCACCUCAGGAGGAGGCUUCUCUCAGCAAUAGGCUCAAGACGUAUGCCAAAUUCCCAGAAGCACCUCAGGAGGAGGCUUCCCUCAGCAAUAGGCAACUCCAGAGAUGCCCCGAGAACACUGUCCCAAGUCUAGAGGAACACCAACUUCAGCACAGCAACUCGAGGAAUGCUCCGUGUACCCCAAAUCGUCUCGAGAUGCGAGCUGAUUCCCUGGCUUAG
This is a messenger RNA of Rangifer tarandus platyrhynchus (Svalbard reindeer), 26491 nucleotides long. The record is from the annotation of a GenBank genome assembly. NCBI's taxonomy places the organism in Eukaryota, Metazoa, Chordata, Mammalia, Artiodactyla, Cervidae.